AACAGAUGAAGAAGACCGUGGGUCCUUUAUUAUGGAUAUCUAUGCCCGCAGCAGCAGCGUUAGCUUCCUUCCUCCGUGGAGUGUUUGUAGAGAGGCUGAUGAUGUGUGAGUGUUUGCAGGGAGAAUGUGUUCAGUCAAGCUUCAAGGAGAGUUUAUCAGCGAGCAGUUAACUCCUGCUGAAGAAACAUUGACGGAGGUUAAAGGAAGAGAGAAAAGACCCAAAGUGGAGAUGGACGAUCAGCACAGACUGCUGGAUUUCACCAGGAUCCCCCAGAGCAUCUUACACCGGAUAGACCGCCUGCAGGAUUAUGUUGGAAAAGAAGAGGUUUUCCCUGAGCAGCAGUUCUCUGAACAGGAGAGGAAUUCCAGUUUGGACCAAUCAGAACCAGAACUUCUGCAGAUAAAAGAAGAGCAGGAAAAGCCAGAACAUCCCUGGAUAAAAGAGGAGACCAUGGAGCUCCACAUAAGUGAGCACGAAGAGCAGUUUGUUGAGACUGGAGAUACAGAAAGGAACCCUUUCCCAUGUUUGACAUGUGGAAAAAGGUUUCUAAAGAAAAAAUAUUUAUUGGUUCACAUGAGAAUUCACACAGGUCGGGAGAUUUACAAAUGUUGGUCUUGUGGAAAAAGGUUUACCAGAAAACAAUAUUUUGAUAAACACAUCAGAAUUCACACAGGUGAGAAAUCUUUCAAAUGUUUAUUCUGUGGAAAAAGCUUUACCAUAAAAGAUUAUCUUGAUCAACACAUUAGAACUCACACAGGUGAAAAACCUUUCCAAUGUUUGUCCUGUGGAAAAAGCUUCGCAAGAAAAGAGAAUCUUAAUAAACACAUCAGAAUUCACACAGGUGAGAAGUCGUUCUCCUGUACUCUUUGUGGCAAAAGUCUAGCUAGCAAACAUAGCCUGACCAUUCACAUGAGAAUUCACACAGGUGAGAAGCCUUUUAAAUGUGAGUCCUGUGAAAAAAGCUUUACCGAGAAAUGCUCUCUUGAUAAACACAUCAGAAUUCACACUGGUGAGAAGUCGUUCUGCUGUACUCUUUGUGGCAAAAGUCUUGCUAGCAAACAAAGCCUGACCAUUCACAUGAGAAUUCACACAGGUGAGAAGCCUUUUAAAUGUGAGUCCUGUGGAAAACGCUUUACCGAAAAAGGCUCUCUUUAUUAUCACAUCAGAAUUCACAAAGGUGAGAAGCCUUUCAAAUGUGAGUCCUGUGGAAAAAGCUUUACCGGUAAAGGUUCUCUUGAUAAACACAUCAGAUUUCACACAGGUGAGAAGCCAUUCUCCUGUGCUCUUUGUGGCAAAACUCUUGCUAACAAACAUAACCUGGCUUCUCACAUGAGAAUUCACACAGGUGAGAAGCCAUUUAAAUGUGAGUCCUGUGGAAAAUGCUUUAUCCAAAAAUUUGCUCUUGAUCAACACAUCAGAAUUCACACAGGUGAGAAGCCAUUCUCCUGUGCUCUUUGUGGCAAAACUCUUGCUAACAAACAUAACCUGGCUUCUCACAUGAGAAUUCACACAGGUGAGAAGCCAUUUAAAUGUGAGUCCUGUGGGAAAUGCUUUAUCCAAAAAUGUGCUCUUGAUAAACACAUCAGAAUUCACACGGGUGAGAAGCCUUUCAAAUGUGUUUCAUGUGGAAAAAGUUUUACCGAUAAAGGUUAUCUUCAUGUACACAUGAGAAUUCACAGAGGUGAGAAGCCAUUUAAAUGUGUGUGCUGUGGAAAAAGCUUUUGCCAAAAAGGUGAUCUUGAUCAACACAUCAAAAUUCACACAGGUGAGAAGCCUUUCAAAUGUGAGUCCUGUGGAAAAAACUUUAGCCAUAAAGGUUAUCUUAAUAAACACAUCAGAACUCACAUAGCUAAGAGUUUUAAAUGUGAGUCCUGUGGAAAAAGCUUUACCCAAAAAUGUGCUCUGGAUGAACACAUCAGAAUUCACACAGGUGAUAAGCCUUUCAAAUGUGAGUCCUGUGGAAAAAGCUUUACCGAUAAAGGUAUUUUUGAUAGACACAUCAGAUUUCACACAUGUGAGAAGACGGUCUCCUGUACUCUUUGUGGCAAAAGUCUUACUAACAAACAUAACCUGGCUUCUCACAUGAGAAUUCACACAGAUGAGACGCCAUUCACCUGUACUCUUUGUGGCAAAAGUCUUGCUUACAAACAUAACCUGGCUUCUCACAUGAGAAUUCACAGAGGUGAGAAGCCAUUUAAAUGUGAGUGCUGUGGAAAAAGCUUUAGCCAAAAAUGUACUCUUGAUAAACACAUCGUAAUUCACACAGGUGAGAAGCCUUUCAAAUGUGUCUCAUGUGGAAAAAGCUUUACCGAUAAAGGUUAUCUUCAUGUACACAUGAGAAUUCACACAGGUGAGAAGCCUUUCAAAUGUGUCUCAUGUGGAAAGAGCUUUAUCAGAAAACAGCAUCUUAAUAAUCACAUGAGAAUUCACACAGGUGAGAAGCCAUUUUCCUGUACUCUUUGUGGCAAAGGUCUUGCUAGCAAACAACGCAUGAUUUGUCACAUGAGAAUUCACACAGGUGAGAAGACUUUCAAACAUGUGUCCUCUGGAUAAAGCUUAAAGGAAUAGUACACCCAAAACAUGAUUAGCCUUAAUUUUCUACUCACCCCCAUGCUGAACAACACUCUGGAGUACUUUUUUGAUAUCUCAAA
Messenger RNA from Cyprinodon tularosa, 2652 nucleotides. Its product is annotated as oocyte zinc finger protein XlCOF6-like. The record is from RefSeq and is a predicted model, not a curated record. Bases 125 to 2554 code for a protein of 809 amino acids. Lineage: Eukaryota; Metazoa; Chordata; Actinopteri; Cyprinodontiformes; Cyprinodontidae. The transcript has 2 exons. Gene Ontology annotation, cellular component: nucleus.